UCCAGGGCUGCCCGCCAACUGAUGGAUCGGACCCAGUCCUCCACCUUGGAGGGCCGCCUGGAGGCCAUGAAGGAACUGGCCAAGCUCUCGGCAGACGUCACGUUCGCCACCGAGUUCAUCAACAUGGAUGGCAUUGCGGUGCUGACCCGGCUGGUGGAAGGCAGCUCCAAGCUCCUCUCUCACUACGGAGAGAUGCUGGCCUUCUCCCUGACCGCCUUCUUGGAGCUCAUGGACCACGGCCUCGUCUCCUGGGACACCGUCUCCAUCGGCUUCAUCAAGCAGAUCGCAGGGUAUGUGAGCCAGCCGACGGUGGACGUCUCCAUCCUGCAGCGCUCCCUGGCCAUCCUGGAGAGCAUGGUGCUGAACAGCCAGGCCCUUUAUCAGAAGAUCGCGGAGGAGAUCACGGUGGGGCAGCUCCUCUCCCACCUCCAAGUCUCCAACCAGGAGAUCCAGACGUACGCGGUAGCCUUGAUCAACGCCCUCUUCCUGAAGGCUCCCGAGGACAAGAGGCAGGAGCCGCUGGCCAGCCCCCUGGACCUGCCCUGCACC
Thamnophis sirtalis is the source of this 549-nucleotide messenger RNA. Lineage: Eukaryota; Metazoa; Chordata; Lepidosauria; Squamata; Natricidae. The record is from RefSeq and is a predicted model, not a curated record.